AUGGAUCCACCCCCUGGAUAUCGAGCUGGGGGGGAGUAUGCUGGGAAAGUCUUUCGGCUGCGGAAGUCUCUUUAUGGUCUAAAGCAAUCUCCUAGAGCUUGGUUUAGUUAUUUCAGCGAUGUUGUUCUAUCCAUGGGCUUUGUGCGCUGCCACUCAAACCAUACUUGCUUUAUUCGACGUCGUUAUGAUGGUCACUGCAUUAUGUUAUUGGUAUAUGUGGAUGAUAUCAUUAUCACAGGUGAUGAUGCUUUAGGGAUUGCUCAAGUGAAACUUCAUCUUCAAAAGUUCUUUGAUGUGAAGGACUUAGGUCCUCUUCGAUAUUUUUUUAAAAUUGAGGUUGUUAGAUCCCGUUGUGGAAUAUCUUUAUCUCAAAGGAAAUAUGUUUUGGAUCUUCUUCAAGAUACUGGCAUGCUUAGGUGUCAACCCUCUUCCACUCCUAUGGACUUCAAUCUCAAACUCUCUGUUGAGUCAGGGGAAUUACUUCCAGAUCCAUCCGUGUAUCAGCGUUUAGUAGGUCGUCUAAUCUACUUGACUAACAUAAGGCCCGAUUUGACAUUUGUUGUUAGUGUGGUUAGUCAAUUCAUGCAUGCCCCUCGCUCAACUCAUAUGGAUGCAUUCUACCAUAUUUUAAGGUAUCUUAAGUCAUGCCCUGGUCUUGGUCUACUAUAUGCCUCAGGAAAUCAGUCUAGACUCACAUGCUUUACUGAUGCAGACUAUGCUGGAUGUAAGACAGAUAGACGUUCUACCUCUGGCUUCUGUAUUUUUUAUGGUAAUCAUCUUAUAUCAUGGAAGAGUAAGAAGCAAGUUGUUGUCUCCAGAUCCUCUGCUGAAGCUGAAUACCAAGCUAUGGCUCAAGAACAGACUACAGAUGUGUUCAAAAAGUCUAUUGGGCCUUCUUUUCUCCAGUCUUCCAUAGUCAAGCUGGGCUUGGUCAACAUGUUUGCUCCAGCUUGA
This is a messenger RNA of Cornus florida, 954 nucleotides long. RefSeq lists its product as uncharacterized. The transcript is spliced from 2 exons. Bases 1 to 954 code for a protein of 317 amino acids. NCBI's taxonomy places the organism in Eukaryota, Viridiplantae, Streptophyta, Magnoliopsida, Cornales, Cornaceae. The record is from RefSeq and is a predicted model, not a curated record.